Suillus fuscotomentosus is the source of this 1172-nucleotide messenger RNA. RefSeq lists its product as uncharacterized. The transcript is spliced from 4 exons. Lineage: Eukaryota; Fungi; Basidiomycota; Agaricomycetes; Boletales; Suillaceae. Bases 303 to 830 code for a protein of 175 amino acids. The record is from RefSeq and is a predicted model, not a curated record.
GUGGCUGUAGCCAUGUCCGAGAUGCGGAGCAUUUUCCGCAAUGUAUCGCGGAUACACGAAUUGCACCCCGCAGACAAAUUCGUCACAAUCAAUCAGCAGUUCGUGGAACAUACCACACAUUUAGAAUUAAACCCAACCUGGGAAUGGUAUCCGAUACUUUCGUCACUCCCGUGCGGCUUGCAAGAAAAAAAUCGCCGAUGUCAUGAUUGGUGACGUUCGAUUUUAGUAUUACGAUAGUCGCGGGAGCUCUCAACGGCUGAAGUUCUCGACUCUGAACGUUCGCCUGUAAGCCUAUACAUAGCAUGAACUGGACUCGGCUCGUUAUUUUCUUCAGUCAAUCUGAUGGGUCUCGGGCAUGUUUACGAAACAACCGCAGCAUGGUGAUAAGCUUUGACAAGUGUGAUUUCAGUAGGCUGUCCGUGUGGUUAAUCACGACCACCUUAAUGAAGAUUUGGGUGAUCGGAACGAGCGUAGCUGUGCUUGCCCGAGGCGCGGGACAUAUAUUGGGCGCACCAAGCAAGCAGUGUUAUCGGAUGGGCUUCGAGAGUCUGGACCGUUGGCUUAGACCGUCUUGGGUAUGGGUAAUUCCCUGCUUAAUCCGUAAUUAUCGGUGCCAGGGCUUGGGUACUGGAUUGUGCGGAUUGGGAAUUUGCAAGUUUAAUUACUAUUCGGCCCUGAUUCGGACAAAGGAAUUUAUGCCAGCACAGAUGCUGUAUUUAAUAUUUAUGAUUGAGAUAUGGACGAUGGAGGAGGAGGGAAUGAUGGUACACGUGUAUGUAAAGGACCUCGUGCGCGGUGGGAGGGCUUACGCAUGUUUAUCUCGUGGAUAGUCUGGCGGAGUAAUAUAAUUCGCCUUGAAUGUCGGAGUAAAUAAACUGUGUUUGAAAAAAAAGCGGAUCAGAUGUCGUCUGACAGGUGAAUGGAAAAGCGCAGAUAGCGCAUCGGGACUGAUGCGGACAAACUAAAGACAAAAAUGCCAAUUCAAAUUCCGUGGGGGAAAAAUAGUGCAACCGGAAGUCCCACGAAUUGGUUUGUUGGGAAGAGUGAAUCCUAUAAUGCAAAAAAACUGGGAAAAGGGUUGACAACGAAAAAGAUGGCAAUCGAUAAAGUGUCACAGCCACAUUGAUAUUCGGAACGGACACGGGUGCUAUGUGAGUCUAGACUUGGCCAUG